This is a messenger RNA of Podarcis muralis (Common wall lizard), 2259 nucleotides long. It is a transcript of the gene CYB5R4, whose product is annotated as cytochrome b5 reductase 4. Lineage: Eukaryota; Metazoa; Chordata; Lepidosauria; Squamata; Lacertidae. Gene Ontology annotation, molecular function: heme binding; cytochrome-b5 reductase activity, acting on NAD(P)H. The record is from RefSeq and is a predicted model, not a curated record. Gene Ontology annotation, cellular component: cytoplasm; endoplasmic reticulum. Gene Ontology annotation, biological process: superoxide metabolic process.
UCUCCGCCUGCCUUUCAGCUACGCUACUGGCUGCUUCGGCGCCGGGCCGGACCCGGAAGCGGCUCUUUCCGUCCGCUUGCAGUUUCUGAAGAAGAGGCGGCAGCGGCUGGGGCGGCUGUCCUGCGGCCGGCAGGAUGCUCAACGUCCCCUCUCAAGCUUUCCCUGCCCCAGGCUCCCAGCAGCGGGUGGCCGCGGGAGGGCGCAGCAAGGUACCUUUGAAACCAGGCCGAAGUCUUAUGGACUGGAUUCGAUUAACUAAAAGUGGGAAAGAUCUAACUGGUCUAAAAGGAAGAUUAAUAGAGGUGACUGAAGACGAACUUGCUAAGCAUAAUAAGAGGACUGACUGUUGGAUAUGCAUAAGAGGUCUUGUGUAUAAUAUCACACCGUAUAUGGAAUAUCACCCUGGUGGCGAAGAUGAGUUGAUGAAAGCAGCAGGAGCUGAUGGCACAGAGCUAUUUGAUCAGGUUCAUCGCUGGGUUAAUUAUGAAUCGAUGCUAAAAGAGUGUAUGGUUGGAAGAAUGGCACUCAAACCUUUUGCUGCUUUGAAAGAAUCUUGCCCCAUUGUAUCUGAAGAAAACAGAAUCUUAAAUGGUCUGUUUUCUAAAAAGAAAGUCCCGGAUAAUUAUUCCAAAGAAGCAGUUCCCAGUUAUGAUUGGUUCCAGACAGAUGGUUCCAUCACCGUGGUCAUAUACACUAAACAAAAGGAUAUGAACAGUGAGUUGGUGAUAGCUGAUCUUCAAGAACGUAAACUGAGAGGAGAGCUGAUUGUGAAAGACUACUCGUAUCUUUUACAUCUCGAACUGAGUUAUGCAGUUCAUGAGGAUAUGAUAGUACAGGUCUCUGAAAAAGUGGGAAAGGUGGAAUUUGUCCUGAAGAAGAAAGAAAUUCUGUCUUGGAAAAAACUUGGACAGCCAUUGGAAAGUCAUAACUCCUUUGUCAAACGCACAGAGAGAGGUCUGUAUUACAGAAAAUGCAGAUUGCUGUCAAAGACAAAUGUCAGUCAUGACACCCAACUCUUUUGUUUAGCAUUACCGCUGGGAACCCAUCUCCUGGUCCCUGUUGGGCACCAUGUUUACCUCAGACAAACUAUUACAGGCACAGAGAUAGUGAAGCCAUAUACACCAGUGCCAUCUUUCUUGGUGUCUACAUUCAAAAACCCCUGUCAUGAUGAUCAGUUGCAUAUAUUUUUCAUAAUCAAAAUUUACCCAAGUGGACUAUUCACACCAGUACUUGAUGCCCUACAAAUAGGGGAGUAUAUUUCUGUGAGUAAUCCUGAAGGUAACUUCAUGAAAUCGCAAAUGGAAGAUGUAGAGGAUCUGUUUUUAUUGGCAGGAGGCACAGGAUUCACCCCAAUGGUUAAGCUGCUCAGCUAUGCUCUGACCAGUAGCAACAGCCUCAGGGCAGUGAAAUUUAUGUUCUUCAAUAAGACGGAAGAUGACAUACUUUGGAGAAAUCAGCUGGAGCAACUAGCCCUGAAUGAUGCAAGAUUUGAGGUUCAGUUUGUCCUCUCGGAGCCAAAGAAAGGCUGGAAAGGCAAAGAAGGAAAAAUUUCUUCCACUCUUCUUUCCCAAUUUGUGAAAAGAAGUAAAUGUGAUUCUAAGGUGCUCAUAUGUAUCUGUGGUCCACCACCUUUCACGGAGCAAGGAAUACAGUUUCUGCAAGAUCUUGGGUACUCCUCUAAAGAAAUACACUGUUUUACAGCUUAAAUAUGCAGCAUUAAGACCCUAGGUUGUGCACUUCAAAAACAUUGGUUUUUUUAAAAAAAUCCAAGAAAAUAUUAUGCAUGAAUAUCUUGUUCUUUUUAAUGUGAUUACUUGAACUCUUAUCAUAUUUAGGUGAGAGUGGGUUCUUUUAUAUUCUGCUGUUUUGAAAUUGUAUUUAUUUUUGUUACUAUAUCAAACUUAACCAGAAUAUUUUAAGGGGUAAGUAAACUAGCACGUGUAUGUAUUGCACAGAUAUGAACUUUGUCCUCCAUCAAGUACGAUUUAGUAGCAUCCCUUUGCACUGGUUACUAUGUCUAUGUAGGCACUAGAGACCUUAUUUUAAAUUAUAACUUCACCACUUUCCAAAGUCUCGGCAAUAUAGUAUGAAGUUAUAUGUUAUACAGUUAACUCAGGAAAACAAUCUUACAGGUGUCAUAACGCUGUAGUAUUGUAAAUAACGAGUGUUCUUAUAAUUUAUACGCAAAAUAUUGGUUUUAUAUACUAAAUCACUUUUUGUAUCAUGUUAAUAAAAACAAGAUGGUUGCGUUUAAAUACA